ACCAGAAGAAGAGGGGAAUAUGGGUAUUUCCGUAUUGAUUGGGUUGAAGGCAAUUGUUCUGUUGUUGGUGUUUGCUUAUCUGAGAGCUUUGGGCUUCAUCUUCUUGUCACUUCCCUUCUUAUAUGCUUCUUUAGUAGCUCUUUUGGUUUCCGUUGCUUCUCACCCAGCCAUCAAUCUUCCCAUGCUCUUGGGGAAGAGAUCUGACGGGAGCUUUCCCAUUUGGUCCAUGGUUAUGUUUGGCUCAUAUUUGUAUUUUGUUCGUUUCUUCUCGUUCUUGCGGAGAAUGUGGAGUAGGGAACCGCCCUAUAGUGAAAUUUGUGAGGGUUUAUUCGUCGGAGGAUGGCCUUUUUCAUUGGAUAAAUUGCCUCCUGGUGAUCCUGCCAUUAUUGAUUGCACUUCUGAGCUCCCAAGAAGUACAGCUCUCUCGAAGAAUGCUUAUCUUUGUGUUCCAACGUGGGAUACAAGGGCUCCUCAACCUGCUGAAAUCGAGUCUGCUGUUCAGUGGGCUUGUAGAAAGAGAGAUCAGAAAAGACCAAUCUUCAUUCACUGUGCUUAUGGUCAUGGGAGAAGUGUUGCAGUGAUGUGCGCUCUCCUAGUUGCAAUAGGUGUGGCUGAAGACUGGAAAAAUGCUGAGAAGAUCAUCCGAGAACGAAGGCCUUACAUUUCCAUGAAUGCUCUCCACCGCAAAAGCCUAGAAGAAUGGUCAAAACACCGCCUCCUUCCUAAAAGGAACAUAGGAUCUGAUGUCAGUUCUGUAAUUCUGUCUGGUGCUUCAGGAAGCUCACAAUUCAAGUCAUAAGACAAAUGCUAACUGACAUUCUUAGGAAAAAAGGGCCCUUUGGGAACCAAAAUCUUCUGGAUUUGCUUAAUAACUUUUGUUUUAUGUGUU
This is a messenger RNA of Telopea speciosissima, 889 nucleotides long. RefSeq lists its product as uncharacterized. The coding region runs from base 20 to 799 and encodes 259 amino acids. The transcript is spliced from 3 exons. The record is from RefSeq and is a predicted model, not a curated record. Gene Ontology annotation, molecular function: protein tyrosine/serine/threonine phosphatase activity. NCBI's taxonomy places the organism in Eukaryota, Viridiplantae, Streptophyta, Magnoliopsida, Proteales, Proteaceae. Gene Ontology annotation, biological process: protein dephosphorylation.